Molecule: messenger RNA, 1377 nt
Organism: Penicillium soppii
Lineage: Eukaryota; Fungi; Ascomycota; Eurotiomycetes; Eurotiales; Aspergillaceae
Product: glycoside hydrolase family 39 protein
Exons: 4
Coding region: 1-1377 (458 amino acids)
Source: RefSeq, a predicted model, not a curated record
AUGUCGCCCAGGAACCUAUUCACAGCUUUAGUUGCCACAGCAACCCUCGUGUCUGCCGAUAGCAUCACUGCCAGCGUGAAUCUGGGAGUUUCUAAAGGACAACCCCGCCAUGUGGCAUCAGGGUUCAUCUAUGGCAUACCUGAUACCGCUAACCAGAUCCCGGCAAACUUUUAUCGCGACAUCGGAUUCAACUACGCACGCGCGGGAGGCGCACAGCUUGAAGCUCCAUCAAGAGGCUGGAUCUGGGGCCUUCAUGAAUACCACGGGCGUCUUGAGUCUACCUUAUCAAAUUACCGUACGGCCCAGGAAUAUGGUGCCAAAUUCAUCAUCCUCCCGCAUGACAUCUGGGGAACGGAUCACGUAAAUUCCAGCACGAUCUGGCCCGGAGACAACGGAAAUUGGGAAGACUACGACAAGUUUUUACAAACCCUGUUGAAGGACUUGGAGACAAAUGAUGCGCUGGAAAAUAUGGUCUUCGAUAUAUGGAACGAACCUGAUUUGGAUAUCUUCUGGGCGCGCAGCCAGCAACAAUGGAUCGACCUGUAUAUCCGCACGCACAAAUUCCUCCGUGCGAAUGCGAAGUAUAACAAGGUCGAAAUUUCGGGUCCUUCAUUGGCUAACCGUCCGGUGCCUGACAAUACUUGGUGGACUAAUUGGUUGAAUGCGAUCUCAGGAAACAAUACUGUCCCGGAGCAGUAUUCUUAUCACCUAGAAGGAGAGACAUCUGAUUGGAAUAAUGACAUUCAAAACACCAAUGACACACUGGCGGCACUACUAAGAACCUACAAUCUACCGGACCGACAAAUCAACAUCAACGAAUACGCGAAUUAUGGUGAGCAGGUCCCUGCCGGUGCAGCUUGGUGGAUCUCGCGACUUGAGCGAUACAACGCGUUUGGGCUGCGCGGUAACUGGCUCAGUGGCUGGACCUUGCACGAUCUUAUGGCCAAUCUUCUGACUAAGAAGACUGAUCCUUCCAACUAUAAUGCUACGGACUAUGCUCCUGCACCAGAAUACCAGGUGUACAAAUACUACAACCUGAACAUGACCGGUCAUCGCGUUGAGACCACUGGUACCGGCGAUCGGAUCUACGAUGUGUAUGCGACCGUCGACUUUGACAAGGUCAGAAUCCUCUCGGGCACUCGCAUUACAUCGGGAAAUUGGCAGAUAACUGUCAAUCAACUGAGCGCUGUGGGAUUACCAUCCGAAGGCUCAGUAGACAUUCAGACUUGGGGAUUUGCAGGAACAUCGAUCUAUGAGGCAGUAUAUGCUCCAAGUGACCGCGGUGUGGUUUCCCACAAGUAUUCAAACAACACCUUGACAUUUCCCAUAUAUCAGACGGAUAGCAGCACUGCCUGGGCCUUCGAGUUUAGUCGUUAA